This is a messenger RNA of Gloeophyllum trabeum ATCC 11539, 867 nucleotides long. RefSeq lists its product as uncharacterized. The coding region runs from base 1 to 867 and encodes 288 amino acids. Lineage: Eukaryota; Fungi; Basidiomycota; Agaricomycetes; Gloeophyllales; Gloeophyllaceae. The record is from RefSeq and is a predicted model, not a curated record. The transcript has 9 exons.
AUGCUUGAGUUGAACACGUUCUUCCUCAGCGGUCUGCUUGGCUUCAUAUGCGUAUCACUUUGGUUGACAGAGCAUAGUGAUUCGAUUAUAUAUGAUCAGUUCCUUUCAGAAUCGAUAUCUCGGCUUAUUUGUGGUUGUGAUGAUGUCCGCCGGUAUGAUAGACAAUCCAUUUGCUUUAUUGACAUGCUUGUAGGCUAUGCAAGUCACGACCUGUUGAACAGAGAUAAAGCAAUAAUGGCGUGGUUAGCUCUCAUACUUGUCAUGAUUGUCGAAGUCAUCCUACAAAUCCGGUUACAUGCGCUCUACGGUCACACCAGUACCAUUGCCUUGGCCGUCCUGACGCGAAUGGGGGUCGGAAUCCACGAAAUGAAGUCUGACGUGAAGGACAGUGGAACAUGUAGUCUGGGACUUGAUUUCCCUCUUCUACCGACUUUCGUAUUUGACGCGUGCAUUGUGGCUGUCCUCACGUACAAGGUCAUACAGCAUGCGCGGUUCAGGUCAAGGAUGCAUGUUCCGGCUUACUGGGGCCACGGAGGCAGGAUAUUGGCCAUACUGACAAGAGACUCAGCCUGGUAUUAUAUUUGCGUCCUGGUGACGAUGAGCCUCCGGGGACUGGGAAGUACGCUCUCUCCGCCGAUUGAAGAGAAUAUGUCAAUUGUCUGGGCGUUUGCCGUCCCGACGGUGUCGGCGACAAGCAUGAUACUGAACGUGCGCGUUGCCUCGGCGAACGCUAAGGAGCAGCUGUGGCAAGAUACCGAAGUGAAGCAUGGGGACGUUGUGGAGUUGAAUGUGAUCAAUAGCCCAUUCCGCGAACAUUUUAAUGCCAGCGCGAUCAAACACUCUUUGGAAGCAGGGGAUGCGAUCUAG